UAAGAUGGCGUUGAGUAAAACAUUCGGGCAAAAACCGGUGAAAUUUCAACUUGAAGAAGAUGGGGAUUUUUACAUGAUUGGCUCAGAGGUAGGGAACUACCUGCGAAUGUUCAGAGGCUCCCUGUACAAACGAUACCCAUCACUGUGGAGAAGGCUAGCCUCAGUCGAAGAGAGGAAGAAAAUCGUUGCAUCUUCACACGGUGACAGAAUCUUCAGUGUUUUCUUUGUGUUAGAUCAUGGUUACACAACUUUAGCCACCAGUGUGACUCUGCUGAAGGCUUCGGAAGUGGAGGAGAUCUUUGAAGGGAACGAUGAGAAGUACAAAGCAGUUUCCAUCAGCACAGAGCCCCCAGCCUACCUCAGGGAGCAGAAGGCCAAGCGGAACAGCCAGUGGGUCCCUACGCUGCCCAACAGCUCCCACCACCUGGACGCUGUGCCCUGCUCCACCACCAUCAACCGCAACCGCAUGGGCCGCGACAAGAAGAGGACCUUCCCGCUCUGCUUUGAUGACCACGAUCCUGCCGUGAUCCACGAGAACGCCUCCCAGGCCGAGAUCCUGGUACCGAUCCGGCUGGACAUGGAGAUUGACGGGCAGAAGCUCAGGGACGCCUUCACGUGGAACAUGAACGAGAAGCUCAUGACGCCUGAGAUGUUUGCGGAAAUACUGUGCGACGACCUGGACCUGAACCCCCUGACCUUCGUCCCCGCCAUCGCCUCGGCGAUCCGGCAGCAGAUCGAGUCCUACCCAACCGACAGCAUCCUGGACGAGCAGACGGACCAGAGAGUCAUCAUCAAGCUGAACAUCCACGUGGGGAACAUAUCCCUGGUGGACCAGUUUGAGUGGGACAUGUCGGAGAAGGAGAACUCCCCGGAGAAAUUCGCCCUGAAGCUGUGCUCAGAGCUGGGGCUGGGGGGCGAGUUUGUCACCACCAUCGCCUACAGCAUCCGCGGGCAACUCAGCUGGCACCAGAGGACGUACGCCUUCAGUGAGAACCCCCUGCCCACGGUGGAGAUUGCCAUCCGCAACACCGGCGACGCCGACCAGUGGUGCCCCCUGCUGGAGACACUUACAGACGCAGAAAUGGAGAAGAAGAUCAGAGACCAGGACCGGAACACCAGGCGCAUGAGAAGACUAGCAAACACAGCCCCGGCCUGGUAGAGCGAGCACGUCGUCUGCUGAACGCCAAGCCAGUCUGUGGCCGCUUGGGACUCGCGAUGAAGCAAAGAAGACUGUCGGAAGUCGCUGCAACGUGGCAAACUGACUGGGCUGAAGCAAAAAUUUAAAAAAGAGACAUUCCACUAGUCUGGCAGGUGGGGCUGGCCUUCCUCAGCAGUCCCUCUCUUUGCCCCCCCCCC
Megalops cyprinoides (Indo-Pacific tarpon) is the source of this 1356-nucleotide messenger RNA. Its product is annotated as SWI/SNF-related matrix-associated actin-dependent regulator of chromatin subfamily B member 1-A. Gene Ontology annotation, molecular function: transcription coregulator activity. NCBI's taxonomy places the organism in Eukaryota, Metazoa, Chordata, Actinopteri, Elopiformes, Megalopidae. Gene Ontology annotation, cellular component: nucleus; nuclear chromosome. The transcript is spliced from 9 exons. Bases 5 to 1159 code for a protein of 384 amino acids. Gene Ontology annotation, biological process: regulation of transcription by RNA polymerase II; chromatin remodeling. The record is from RefSeq and is a predicted model, not a curated record.